Molecule: messenger RNA, 2312 nt
Organism: Musca domestica (house fly)
Lineage: Eukaryota; Metazoa; Arthropoda; Insecta; Diptera; Muscidae
Exons: 5
Coding region: 389-2197 (602 amino acids)
Source: RefSeq, a predicted model, not a curated record
AUGUCAGUGUAUAAACAUGCACUUUGGACGAUUAAGAACCCAGAAGCGAAUUCAUUAUGGAAUCUUAGAAGAAAACGUGUUGCCACUCGGGUAUCAUAUGUUCGGCCAAGUGUAUGAGUGUGUGUGUGAAUGCUUUCCAGCACAACAGCAGAGGAUAAUAAUGAAAGUAAUGUCAACACUAAAUACCAAUGACAGCAAACGAUUUCCAUGUGGCGCCUUUGUCUAUGGCCAACUUCCGGUUUAAGCCAAGUUUUGUAAAUAUGAAUUUGUGUGUGCCGACAAUGAUGAAAGCAAGCAGCAAGCAAGUGCCUUAGAAAUUUUAAUAAAGUUAAGCAAAAUAUGUUUUAAAAUCAAUUUAUGAUUAACGCAUAAUACGAAGUACACGACAAUGGGUUAUAGUUUUGAGAGCGAUCGUUUGUCUAUUUCUGAGCCGAAUUUGGCAGUUUCCAGAAAACCCAGUGAUCGUUUCACCAUUAAACACCUGCACGAAUACGUUUGUGUGGAUCAAUUAAAGUUUUACCGACGCCGAAACCCUCCCGAGUUUUUAACCAAAAGCCAACUGUGCCUUUCCCACCCUUUCGUAGUGAGUGCCGAGGACGGGCUUCCAUCCCAACGAACAUUAAAUACAGAAUAUAGAAGUCAUUUCCUUAACUUGCCACUGGCCAAAAGAGCCCAAUCCCUGAGACGAGCUACAUCAUUACGCCUAGAAGGUUUAAUGCCCUUCAAUAGAUCGGAGCAUCAGGAUCGAUAUCUUUGGUUUACGCCUGAAGACUGGAGGAGUUGCCGUUCAUUUCCCAUGCGAAAACCCGAAAGUCUUCGUCUGGUCGGAUCCGUUGAAAUGGAACCAGAAUAUCGUUCAUCCUACAUAACAUAUCCCAUGGUGGAUCGUGCCACAAAGAUUUUACCCCGAGAAAUGUUUCGCAUACACUCACCUCCGAAGCCCAAGGCGACGGAAAGCAGUAGUCCAGCUGAAAUUGAAAUAAUUCACAAGCUAAACGAGGACAAGCAACAAAGGGAGCGGGCUGCGGAACUGCAGCAGGAAUGUCAUUUACAGAGACGUGCAGUUACCGAUGAGAAGGAUCCCAAGGCUGCACCAUCGGAAUAUAAACGCCAAUUUGUCCCACCUUCAGCCAGCGAAAAGGCCCAUUCUAUACCACAAUUGAGCCACAUCCGAAUGCAAGGUAAUUUCCAUGCCAUACCCGAAUAUCAGGAUAGUUUCAAAAUGUAUGCCAACUACAGCAAACCGGAAGCCAUACGAAAGGCAGACAACUUGCGCAUAUCCGGUUCGGAAAUCCAAAUGACCAACGACAAUGAAAACGUUUUACCAGAAUAUCGAGCGAAAUUCCACCAACCGCCCAGGGAUAUUGAAAAGGAAAAGCCUCUCAAGACAGAGGAUCACCUCAGACCGAACGGACAGUUUUCCAAAGAUGUGCCAGAAUAUUACGAGAGCUUCCGUGAUCCCCAGAUCAAGCAGGUGCCCGAAAAGGGUAAAUGUCGUGAGCCCUACCUACACUUGAAGGGAAAACUGGAAUUCAAUCCGGAGUACCGAAACACCUACGUCGACUUUCCCCGUUCAAGGCCAGUUGUGACAAAACCAACUUCCAGCUUUCGUUUACCCACCUCCAAUGUCAUAACCCCAACCAAUGCCAGCAUAAAACCGAAACGUUCCACCCCAAGUCCCUCCAGAUUCGCUGAGGAAGACGAUAUCCUGAAACCCACACCAAGUAUUAUAGAACCGGAUACAGAGUUUACCCAAUCUCCGGAAUAUAGAAAAGCUGCUUACCAAUACCAAUUGAGGGAGAGAUCUCCCACCCAGAAGGCCAUACCACAAAUGCCGCAUAUUAAGGACCCGAAGAAAUUUAUACGCUACGACCGCAAGUCUCCAAUACCACAUGCAAAGGCAGCCAGCACCAGCAAUUAUCGCCAGCGUAGAACUUCCAUAUUAGAUUCCCAGUCGUCAUCGCCUGGCAUGGAGAACAUUGGUCAAAUAAGGCAUAAACCGCCAAGAUUUGGGCGACGUGCCGGCGAUUCAGCGUUAAGAAAUGCGGAAAAUUGUCGCUCCAACACCUCAAUAAUUGAGGGCAAUCCCAAAUAUGCAUUGUCCCAACGCAAAGAUGUUGCCUUCAAUUCGGAAAAUAUUCACGAUUCGUUUGUGGUAUUAGAUCAGAAACCUGGUAAACGUUCCCACUGGAUAUAAUAGUAGAGUAGUAUGUAAGGAAAAGAAACUUCAUGAGAUAUAGUAGGACAAACAAACCAAAACUGCCACCUGAUAAUGCAAUAAAAUUAUUCUCAUGUGUAAUGAGUCUCCUUUC